This is a messenger RNA of Magnolia sinica, 2115 nucleotides long. RefSeq names its product probable methyltransferase At1g29790. NCBI's taxonomy places the organism in Eukaryota, Viridiplantae, Streptophyta, Magnoliopsida, Magnoliales, Magnoliaceae. The record is from RefSeq and is a predicted model, not a curated record. Bases 654 to 2036 code for a protein of 460 amino acids. Gene Ontology annotation, molecular function: methyltransferase activity. The transcript has a single exon.
UCAAAUUCUAGGAAACGCCAUCUUUCCUUGCUUUCCGAGCUUUGAGAAAAAAACGUCAUGGAAAAAAACCUAACUCUCUCUCUCUCUCUCUCUCUGGGAGUCAACGCCUCCAACCCCACAUAUGUAGAAGGAAAGAUGCUAGGGUUUUUCCUUCCUUCCUUCGAAGAUACAAGUAGAGGGGAACCAUCCCGAUUUUCAGCCGUCUGAUAUUUCGCAGCGCCGGAGAUCGAGAUCUCCACGGUCGAUCAUUGCCAACUCGAGGUACGUUCUAGCUGCUUUAAGCUCCGGAUUUCGUUUACUCAUCUUUGAUCGAUCGUUUUCGUCUUCGAUCCCGCUGAAAUUGAAGAAUCUUGAGAUUGACAAGAAAAGGGAUUAUUCUAGAUCAUUAUCUGUUUACUUGCUGGAAAAUCGUUCGUAGAUUAGAUCUUGAUGAACUUAGAAACGGGAUUCGGCUUCUUGAAUUUAUGUAUUUUAGCUAGAAGAUGAAGAAUUUAGGUUAAUUGAUUCAGUUAAUGCGGAUCUGUUUUGAAACAUGGUAAAGCUUAGAGUCUUCGAUUCGGAUUCUGUAAUUUUCGAGUAUUUGUAUUUGUUUUGGUUGAGAAAAUCGGAUGGUUAUUGAUUCGUGAAGAAUCGGGCUGUCUUCCGGGAUAGAAAUGGGGAGAUUCUGCUUUCCGAGAUGCAGAAUCACGAGGGUAAUGGGAUUAGCUCAGCUCGUUCUAGGCGGGCUUGUCAUACUAGUCAGCAUUACCAGUUUAGUUAGAUUCUACUCGGCUGGAUUCUUCUUCCAUGAAGAGGACAUCUGCCGCCAUUUCUAUGGUGUUAAGGAUGGGUAUGCGGAUUUCGACAUGAAAGCCUUGUCUGACCGCGUCGAAGAAGUCCUAUCUAAGAUGGCGGGGCUGCAAGACAAGCUCGAAGCUACCAUGAAAACGAUGGAGAAAAACAUUUCGAGAUCAGAGUUUAAGAGGUUUUUAGAAGAGGAGGUUAUCCAACCUCUGUAUAGUGCCCAUAUAACUCUUAGGCUGAUUCGUAUUCCGAAUGUCGAAGAUUUCAAAUUUGGGGGUUUGAAAGAAGAUCCGCUAAUAAAUUUCUUCACGGUCGAGGAGAUCCGGAAGUAUAUCACUGCGAAGGAGAACCGAUUGGGGAAGAUCAAUAUCUACGGAGUGCACAAGACUUACAACACGCUCGGCCAUGCAUGUGUCUUGAUGAAGAAGGAACUGGAAGAAUACAUGAAUUAUGAUAUUGGGUCUUUCUGUAAAGAUGACUGGAACUUAGCCCAGAAGCUGAUGAUUAAUGGCUGUGACCCGUUACCUCGACGGCGGUGUCUGGCUCGAGCUUCAAAGGUCUACCAGAAGCCGUUGCCGAUCAACGAGUCGUUGUGGAAAUUGCCGGAUGAUCGGAAUGUUAGGUGGAGCAAUUACCGGUGUCGGAAUUUCAAAUGCUUGUCAAGCACAAAUCAAAACAGGGGUUAUUCGAAGUGCACUGGCUGUUUCGAAAUGGAGAAAGAAAAGGUAAAGUGGGUGAUUAAUACAUCCGUUCCGGCUGAUUUUUUGAUAAGCGACGUGUUGGCUGUCAAGCCUGGGGAGGUAAGGAUUGGUCUGGAUUUCGGUGUUGGGACAGGGACUUUUGCCGCAAGGAUGAGAGAGCGCAACGUGACGAUCAUCUCCACCACUUUGAAUCUUGGGGCGCCUUUCAGUGAGAUGAUUGCACUUAGAGGUCUGGUUCCUCUGUAUAUCACAUUGAACCAACGGUUGCCGUUCUUUGAUAACACGCUGGACUUGAUUCAUACAAGUGGGUUUUUGGAUGGAUGGAUUGACAUGCAAUUGAUGGACUUUAUCUUGUUCGAUUGGGAUCGAAUUUUGAGACCUGGUGGGUUGCUCUGGAUUGACAGGUUCUUCUGCAGCAGAAAGGAUCUGGAUGACUACAUGUACAUGUUCUUGCAAUUCAGGUACAGGAAACACAAGUGGGUCAUCACUCCUAAGUCAAAGGAAGAGGUUUAUCUUUCUGCAUUGUUAGAGAAACCUCCUAGGUCUCUAUGAUUGUACCUGUUGUUGCUUCUUCAUUUCUUUUUAUAUGAUCUUGAUCUUAGAUAGACGUACUAAUUUUAUUUCUUUGCAA